AAGUAUUUUGCACAAAAAUAACUAAUAUCUCUUAAAGAGAAAAUGGCCUCUUCCAAAGCAAUCCAAAUCAUCUUCCCUUUUACCCUUCUAUUUCUUUCCCUCUUCCCUAAUCUAAAUACAUCAUCUCCAAUGAUCUUGAAACAUAACUCCCACAACAUGAACUCAUCCAAUUCCUUAAUGUUUCUCAAGAAUCUCCAAGGAUGUCAUUUAGGUGAUACAAAACAAGGCAUUCAACAAAUAAAAAAAUACCUUCAACGUUUUGGUUACAUUACUACCAAUAUCCAAAAACACUCCAACCCCAUAUUUGAUGAUACUUUUGAUCAAGUCUUGGAAUCUGCCCUAAAAACAUACCAAACAAACCACAAUCUUGCACCCUCAGGAAUCUUGGACUCCAACACCCUUGCUCAAAUAGCCAAGCCUAGAUGUGGAGUCCAAGAUGUAAUCAAAAACAAAAAAAGAAACCAAAAUUACAAAAAUAAUGGCCAUAUUCAUUUCCACAAAGUCUCUCACUUUACUUUCUUUGAAGGAAACCUCAAAUGGCCGUCUUCAAAGUUCCACUUAAGCUAUGGAUUCCUCCCAAACUACCCAAUUGAAGCAAUAAAACCAGUGUCAAGAGCUUUCUCAAAAUGGAGUUUGAAUACCCAUUUCAAAUUUUCACAUGUUGUAGAUUAUAGAAAAGCUGAUAUCAAAAUAAGCUUUGAAAGAGGCGAACAUGGAGACAACGCUCCGUUUGACGGUGUGGGAGGAGUUUUAGCUCAUGCUUAUCCACCAACGGAUGGAAGGCUUCAUUUUGAUGGUGAUGAAGCUUGGUCUGUGGGUGCUAUUUCAGGUUAUUUUGAUGUGGAAACUGUGGCUUUGCAUGAGAUUGGACAUAUUCUUGGGCUUCAACAUAGCACUAUUGAAGAGGCUAUUAUGUUUCCAAGUAUACCAGAGGGAGUUACCAAGGGUUUGCAUGGUGAUGAUAUUGCUGGAAUUAAGACUCUUUAUCGAGUUUGAUACGAUUGAUACUCUCAAAUGAUAUUUAAUUUGUGUAUACUUUUAUUGGUUUUCGUUAGAAUUUAAGUUCAUUAUUAUAUGAAAAGUACAUGUACAAUGUCUUAUUGUGGUUGAAUAAUGUUUAGGCUUGUUGUAUUAA
Messenger RNA from Cucumis melo (muskmelon), 1135 nucleotides. RefSeq names its product metalloendoproteinase 1-like. The transcript has a single exon. Bases 43 to 996 code for a protein of 317 amino acids. Gene Ontology annotation, molecular function: zinc ion binding; metalloendopeptidase activity. NCBI's taxonomy places the organism in Eukaryota, Viridiplantae, Streptophyta, Magnoliopsida, Cucurbitales, Cucurbitaceae. Gene Ontology annotation, cellular component: extracellular matrix. Gene Ontology annotation, biological process: proteolysis; extracellular matrix organization; collagen catabolic process. The record is from RefSeq and is a predicted model, not a curated record.